Nymphalis io (European peacock) is the source of this 2044-nucleotide messenger RNA. Its product is annotated as epoxide hydrolase 4-like. The coding region runs from base 141 to 1205 and encodes 354 amino acids. The transcript is spliced from 6 exons. The record is from RefSeq and is a predicted model, not a curated record. Gene Ontology annotation, molecular function: hydrolase activity. Lineage: Eukaryota; Metazoa; Arthropoda; Insecta; Lepidoptera; Nymphalidae.
UCUGCAAACUGCAUAAUCUUGCCGAUAUCCGUUUAAUUCGAAUCAACUUUGAUAAUUAUUGAUAAGAAUGGGCCGUAAACUAUAGAUCGCGUACACUGAGAGGCUAAAGACUGUUUCUAUUUUAAAAAAUAUUAAUUUAAAUGGGUGUUAAAAGGAAGAAAGUGCUAGAUGUUGUGUCUGGGUGGGAAUCGGUGGAUUUAAUAUUAAAAUGUAUUUUUGUGGGUUUAUGGCAAAUGAUACAAAUUGCAGUUCGAAGGUUAUGGAAAGGGCACCGGAGGAAAAUAUCCAAGAACUAUCCACCUGUCGAACUAACCGUUGAUUCAUCUAUAGGUAUACACUGUUAUAUUAAAAUUAUGGGUGUAAAAUAUCAUUAUGUUGAAACUGGCCCAAAAAAUGGUCAAAUAGUGCUUAUUCUUGGAGAUGCACCAGACACUGGAGACCUGUGGGUUCCGAGCUGGUCGUCAGUGGUCAGGCGUUUAGCUGAACUUGGUCAUCAUGUCAUAACCCUAGACCUUAGGGGUACUGGAGCUAGUGAACCAGGGGAUAGGAUUGACUUGUCUCCACCGCGGGCCGUUGAAGAGUUGAAAUCCUUAUUAAUAGCCCUUGGUGUGACUGAAAGCAAUCCUGCUGUGGUCAUCGGCUUUGGAAUUGGAGGUAUGCUCACUUGGUAUCUCGUUCAUUGCGAAGGAUCCUUGGUGAGCAAAUUUGCGGUGAUCGCGGCACCGCAUCCGAAUCUCUACUGGCAACACCCGCCUGCAGCGUUUUGCCAUCGCUCUUUACAUUUUAUUCAGUGGCCACAUUUCCCUGAAAAGUGGCUAGCUGAAGGUGCAAUGCAAGAAGGCAGCCAAUGGGCCAGCUCGCGUGCGAGGGACUGGAGCGGUGCCCUGAACUACGUCAGAAGCGCGGCGUGGUACCGCAUCUCGGCCGAGCACAAGGUGUCGGCGCGCGGGCUGCUGGCGGGCGCGCGCGACAGCGCCGCGCAGCUCGUGGCGAGCGCGCAGUACUGCGCGCACCCCGCGCUGCGCCUGCUGGCCGACGCGAGCCCCCGCGACAAGGACCUGCCGGCUCUCAUCCUCGACUUUCUCGUGGGUAAACAGAGACCCACGGAGGAAGCCUCCAAGGGGUUAAUGGGCAGGGUUCUGGGGGCGGUCGCCGACCGGGGACGAGAACUCACUGCUCGUCUAGCGUUACCGGCGAAUGCGUGACAGUCGUCGAAAAUUUUCGAAUUAUUUAAAAAGCUAAAUAUGUGUAAAAUUGUAAUGGCAUCUAUUUUUAUAAGUCACGAAUAAUAUAUUAAAAACUGAAAUUAUAUAUAUAGUAAAAUAAUGUUAUUUAAAAUAUAUAAUAUAGAAUAAUGUUGUAAAUAAGAAGAUAUAUAGAUUUUAUUGUAUUAAAGUUCAAAUUGAUUAUUAUUUAUCAGUAAUAUAUAAUGCGUACACGUAUAAAGUCUUCAGAACUCGUAAAUAUAUUUAUUAAAUUUCACUGCAUUUAUUAGUUCGUAUCUUAACAACCAAUAAAAGGUCACGGAUGCGAAAUGCAUUGAUAAAAAUAUUGUUUAAAACGAGAUAAUUACAUUUUAAGUAAAUAACGUGUGCAGCGGAAUGAUUUUAUUAUUUACUUAUGAUGAAAUUGAAUUUUAAUUUCAUCAUUAUCAUAUAAAGUUCAAUAUAUACAUAAUUAUCAAAAACACACGGUUGUCGUUCCUAACAAUUAAUUGAGAAAUCAUCAACCACUAAAGAUGUAUAUAAUUGAUUACCAAUUAAGAAUAUUAUGUAAUUAUAAAAUAAUUUGUUAAAAAAAAAUAACAGUGUGAUUUAGGUUUUAGAAUCAUUUGUAAAAUUGCAAUAAAAACUAUUUAUAAAUUAUUUAUAGUAUUUAAAAAAAACAUUUUUAAUCUUAAAUUCGUUAAAUUAUUUGCCCACAUUUUAUUAUUUUUAUUAAAAUUAGUUUUUUUUAUAUAUUUUAAAGAUGGAUCGGAAUCAAAGACUUGUUUAGUGUUAAGGCCAAAUAUAUAUUUGUAUAAAAAAUAAAACCACAUAGAAAA